Oreochromis niloticus (Nile tilapia) is the source of this 2913-nucleotide messenger RNA. RefSeq lists its product as uncharacterized. The transcript is spliced from 4 exons. Bases 171 to 875 code for a protein of 234 amino acids. Lineage: Eukaryota; Metazoa; Chordata; Actinopteri; Cichliformes; Cichlidae. The record is from RefSeq and is a predicted model, not a curated record.
UUUUAGGAGUUCGGGAGAACGGCACAGGACCCUUUUCUUUAGAAACGGGCGCUUUUACAGCUGGAACUAGUUCUCUAACAGGCACAAGGGUUAACAAACUGAGCAGGAAAACAUUCAGACGCCCUGACCACAGAGCCCAACCUUACAUCAGAGCCACGCCAGAGAACCGUAUGUGUGGAGAACCAGGGCCGUCCGGAAUAACGCACACUACAAGACUGCAAAACAGCACCCCUCCACAUAAUGACCAGGACACCAUACGAUCCCAAACGUUUUUGGAAUGUUUAAGGAGUAUCGACCUCCCAGAACGACAAAAACCCGGAGCUUCGUGCAACAGUGGAGAGUCAGAACCGAUCUUCAUCAGCGGCCCUGCAACAACACCGAGUGAGUGGCUGCCUCGUGAUUUCUCUGAUGUUUUUGAGUAUAGUAUAUCAGAUUUCGAUCUAGUUCAUAUACCCACCACCCCAGAAUGUGCCAGAAAUAACGUUGAUUCACACAUAGAUUUUGAAGAAGACGGCAUAACAGACUCUCAAAUAUCAGCGGCGUAUGAUGCUUACAUGAAGGUUCCAGACGCCCAGCCUGCUGAACAGAGUCAUAUAGCUUCAAAAAACGAUAUACUAUCUUUGAUCGAUGCUAAACUCACCCAACACCAACAAGCAGUACAGAGGGAUGUGCAAGAAAUAGCAGUUAAAUUCAACCAGUUUCAACAAGUAGUACAGGUGGGCUUACAAGAAAUAGCAGCUAAACUCAAUCAACAUCAAGAAGCAGCACAGGGCGACUUGCAUGAAAUAGCUGGUGGUCUAACUAGUACCCAGCAGGCAAUAAACAGUACCUGGGGUUUAUUAGAUCUUAUUAGUACCCACUUUUUAAAUCGUUGACUUUUAAAAUCCACACCAUGGACCCACCCCGUAAAUUAUUCAAACACAAUGAUGGCACCUCCACUCGAGCUAAAUGGUUUGACUUUGAGGGUUAUAACCAGUGGGCUGCGCAAAUAGUAAACAAAUGCCAAGUUUUGCAUGCAAGACUUAGUAGCGUAGCAGCAUCAUCCUCAACCGAUACACGUCCUUGUCAGACUGUUCCUACGCCAGCUAUUGCUGCUAGGGCUAUUGUUGUUAAUAAUACUGAUUGUACACCCACUGUUGCAGGGGCCAUUGUUGUUACUGAUGCUAACCGUAUAACUGGUGCUGCUGCUGAUUUUGCGUCUGAUGCACAACCUAGCCGCGCCACCUCUGCUGAUGCUACUGCAGUUGCUAUUGAGCCUGUUACCGCUUCUACUGAUACUUCUGCCACACAUGAGUGUCCGGGUGCCACUGCUGAUGGUGCAACACCACACACCCCCUCAAUCAUUGCAAAUUUCUCACAACCUGAUACUGCAGUAAUCGACCCCAUUGUCCAGUCUGGGUCUGGCAGUCGCUCUCAGCCACACAUUAGAGAGAUACCUAAUUUUAAUGCUCGCGAAUUGCGUGAGCGCAUUGAUUUUAGGGGUAUAAGUCUCGAACACCCAGAACAAGUGCCUGCGCGAGUACGCGAGUCCUUAAGCAAUGUGAUAGACAGAGCGGUGGCUGGAUCUCAACAGGGCUGUGUUCUAAAUGUGGUCCUGCGUGGCCCCUCGCUGGCUUCAGAUGUUCAGGCUGUUUUAAACGCUGGUGAUCGGUAUGAUCCGGAGCUGUUUCUCGAUCAAAUUGCACAAGUUAUGCAAAGUAAUGAUGAAUCUAUCGGUGAUGAUGAAUUAGAGUUUAUUGUCACGGUAGCUCAGAACAGUAGUGGUGGUGGCGGGGCUCGCUUAAGACUGGCGCACAUACCUUAUGAUGAGAUUCUCUCAAAGAAAGGUAAACAUUUAUACACACCAAACAACACACACAACAAUUUGUGCUUCUCCCUUUGCAUAGCACAUUCAUUAAACUCAACAUCCUCUGAGCUUGAAAAACUUGCUACAGCUAAACAGAUGCAUGCUGAAGUAGGUCUAUGUGACACACAGCAAGUAUCAUUCUCUGAUGUCAGCAAAUUUGAGAAGCAGUUCAACAUUAAGAUUGUAAUCUAUUACCACACAGAAGGGCGUAAACGCCUGGAAUGUUUUUUCACACAUGAAGAGCCAAACACAAACACGUUGAUGAUGUAUCUCCAUAAUCAACAUUACCACCUGAUUUUAAACCCGCCCGCUUUUUUUGGGGCGUCCUACGUGUGUAAUUUCUGUUACAGUACAUAUAAUACACCAUUACACCACAGCUGUAAACAUAGAUGUAACACUUGUUAUACACUCUGUCAACACCACAGGGGUCCCACAGUGAAAUGCAGUGACUGUAACCGCAUCUGCAAGUCACAACACUGUUACCAGCAGCACAAAUUACCUGAAUUAAAACACAACAUGAUCCCCUGUGAUAAUAUGAAACAUUGCAUGCACUGCGGCAACACAUAUAGAGAAUCCAAGAAAUCGCCACACAAAUGUGCGCAGCCUAGAUGCGAGCACUGCCACGAACCUAAAUUAGCAGGAGACUCCGACCAUCAGUGUUUCAUACAGCCUGUUGAAAAACAGAAGCCUAGCGAUAAAUACAUUUUAUAUGAUUUUGAGACGAGGUACCACAAUGGUAAACACGAGGCUAACUUUGUGUGUGCGUCUGAUCUGAAGGGCAAUAAGUUCACAUUUAAUACAUUAAAGUGUGUGGAGGCGCUUGUGCAGCAUUACAGACGCCCAAGGUUUCGUGGGUACACUUUCAUAGCACACAAUGCAUCUGGGUUUGAUAAUUACAUACUCCUGGAGUACUUUGUCAGACAGAGCAUAACACCUAGUGUCAUAAUGAACGGCAGCCGUGUGAUUUUGAUGCAUGACCGGGACUAUGACCAGCGGUGGAUUGAUUCGUUCAGCUUUUUGCCCAUGGGCCUUGCCAAAAUACCCUCUGCUUUAGGUUUUCAAGACCU